AUGUCGUUCAUGAAAGAUUGGAAAGACCAGGAGGGUUACCUGGUUUUACAUAGUUCGAAGUGGCAUCGAAAGGUCGUCUUCCAUUCACCAUUCAUCAUCCCUUCAAUGCGCCCUGAAUAUGCACCGAGCGCAACCAGGCUGGGUUUUCAAGGCCUUGUGGAUGGGAAUAUAAAAAAGCUGUCCCUUUUAGAUGUUUCUUUAAUAAUACAACAAGGAGGAACUAUAAUUGGUACAGCUAGAUGUGCUGCCUUUCGAACAAGAGAAGGACGUUUAAAAGCUGCCAAAAAUCUAAUAGGAAGAAAAAUAACUAAACUGAUUUGUUGCGGCGGUGAUGGCAGUUUAACAGGAGCUAGUAAAUUUAAAAACGAGUGGAGUUCUUUGUUAGAAGAACUUUACGAGAAAAAAGAAAUCUCUAAAGAAAGUUUAGAUUCUUGCCAGGAUUUGAACUUAGUCGGUUUAGUUGGCUCUAUUGAUAAUGAUUUCUGUAAGGUUUAUAAAGGCGAUCUCACUAUUGGCACCGACACCGCUUUGCAUAGGAUUGUUGAGUGCGUUGAUAGUGUGCUAAGCACCGCACAAAGUCACCAAAGAGCUUUUGUUUUGGAGGUAAUGGGAAGAGAAUGCGGAUACUUAGCUUGGGGAGCCUCAGUCGCAUGCGGAGCUGACUAUGUUAUUAUCCCCGAGUCGCCCCCCGUUGAUGGCUGGGAAGAUUUUCUUUGUAGAAAGUUUGAACUGAGAAGGAAACUGGGAAGAAGAGUUAAUCUUGUUAUUAUUGCUGAAGGCGCUACUGAUGUUCACGGAAACCCCAUAACUACUAAUUAUGUUGUGGAUGUUAUACGUAACAAUCUUGGUUAUGAUACGAGGUCAACAAUUCUUGGACACGUCCAGCGUGGCGGCCGUCCGUCGGGGUACGAUAGAUUUAUGGCAACUAUUACGGCCACAGAAGCUGUGAAACACGUGCUCCGAGCCUCCUGCAAGGAGCCCGCUCAAAUUGUAGGGUUGUGCGGGACCCACGUGGUCUUCUGUCCGCUUAUUGAAAGCGUUGCUGAGACUCAGAAAGUCUCAGAGUUGAGGGUGGAAAAAAAAUAUGAAGAUGCAAUGAAGCAGCGAGGGGAAACUUUUAGAAGAGAUUAUGAAUAUUGCAUAGCAGUCAACCGCUCCACUCCUAAAAAAAGGCCACCAAACUUUGGAGAAGAUAAGUGCAUUGCUAUUAUCUGCGUUGGUGCUCCCGCUGCUGGAAUGAACAGCGCUGUAAGAGCAGCAGUUCGCUUAUCAUUGAAUCUUGGCUAUACUACUUACGGAGUUCAAAUGGGCUUUUGCGGUUUUGAAAAUGACGAACUUUUAAAGCUAGACUUUAUGAGUGUUGACAAUUGGGGACUUUUAGGCGGGGCUCAGUUAGGAACCAAUCGCGUAAGGCCAAAGAACUUUCAGAAAAUAGCUGAAACUAUCAAAAAUCGUAAAAUUGUGUCUUUGCUGGUCGUUGGUGGAUUUGAAGCGCUUACUUCCGUUUGGGAUAUUAAAGCUCAACAAGGAAACCGUCCAGAAUUGAAGAUACCUAUAGUUAUUGUACCAGCGACCAUAAGCAAUAACGUUCCUGGGACGGAAUGGUCGAUCGGCUGUGACACAGCUGUCAACGCUGUCGUUGAUGCCAUAGAUCGACUCAAAUAUUCUGCAGAUGCCCUACGAAAGAGACUUUUUUUCGUAGAAACACAAGGCGCCAACUGUGGGUAUCUUGCGUUUGUUAGCGCCUUAUCCAGUGGCGCAGAAACGGUGUAUCUCCAAGAAAAAGAAGUUUCCUUAAGUCUUCUUACGAAAGAUCUCGAUUUUGUUCAUAGAAGAGCCACGGAAGGCACCAUGCAGCAAAUGGUUUUUGUUAGAAGUGAGGAAUGCAAUCCUGUUUAUGAUAUUGACUUUAUGGCAAAGUUGUUUGAAGAGGAGGGAAAGACUGCUUUUUCUGUGCGCAAACUCGUGCUGGGCCACCUUUGUCAAGGCUUGCAUCCAUCCCCGUUGGAUAGAAUACGGGCCUUACAAUUAUCAGUGGCUGCUAUAAAUUUCCUUGAUGAGCAAAUUGCUCAUAAUAAGUGUGAAACAACACUUGUUGGUUUUCUUGAUAAUAAAAUCCGCUUCGUCAAUGUUUCUGAUCUUCAAAAAGAAUGCGUUCUUGAAAAGAGGAAGCCGAAGAAACACUGGUUUACGGAGUAUACGGACUUGUUGGAAGAGCUGCGCUGCUUUAACUGCGAAGGACUUGAAGAAUCUUAA
Zophobas morio is the source of this 2256-nucleotide messenger RNA. Its product is annotated as ATP-dependent 6-phosphofructokinase, platelet type-like. Lineage: Eukaryota; Metazoa; Arthropoda; Insecta; Coleoptera; Tenebrionidae. Gene Ontology annotation, cellular component: 6-phosphofructokinase complex; cytoplasm. Gene Ontology annotation, biological process: canonical glycolysis; fructose 6-phosphate metabolic process; fructose 1,6-bisphosphate metabolic process. Gene Ontology annotation, molecular function: fructose-6-phosphate binding; ATP binding; 6-phosphofructokinase activity. The record is from RefSeq and is a predicted model, not a curated record. The coding region runs from base 1 to 2256 and encodes 751 amino acids. The transcript is spliced from 24 exons.